AUGUCCGUCAAGUAUUUAGUGCGCGCUGAUAUCUUUGACACUCGACUUGCCAUCUCUCGAGAGGAUGUUGUUUCCAUCUUUGACAAUGGCUUGACAGAUUCCUAUUCUGUCAUUGUCUUGCUUCACAAUUCUAUUAUUUACGAGUACACUUUCAGUAACAAGACAUGCACUUGUCAAGCUCAGCUCGAUCAUGGAUAUCCAUUCGUUUCUCCAUGCUAUGUAUUUUCAGGUUACAAUCAAGUUCAAGCAAUGUCGAUUGGCUCUUACAAAGUUUGGCAAUUAAGAAAUUCACAAUUUCCUUUUACGCUCUUUCUCAAUGUUAGAGAUUAUCACGGAAUUUUAAAUGUUCCCACAUUAAGUGACAUUCCACUCAAAAGUGAAUUUUUCGAACAAGACAAUGACCGUGUGCGAUGCAUGGCCACAGCGCCCAUGUACUCCAUUUUUGGAACUGAGAAUGAUUAUUUAUACAUUUUUAUUCAUCCCUACUAUAAAUAUGGGGAUAUUUUUUGGUCUGACUUUUCCGAGCAAACCAUUCCAAAUUGUUACAAUUAUUCUUUCUUUUAUAAGGGAAUUAAGAAAAUUUAUGCCCAUGCAGAGGUUUGUCUUGUACAAGAUGGAAGCAACGAAUGGUACUUGUUUGACAUGAAUCACAACAAAAAACCUGUCCUUUUGCGAGAGUUGAUGAAAUCUCGUGCUCCUCAAGAUUUUGAGGAAAAUGAUACCAUUAUGGAUGUUCUGUGUACGGGACAAACAACCAUCUACAUCUUGACGAAAUGUCUUAAGGUAUUUAUUAUGGUAUAUAACCGUCGGAGUUACUUGUAUUAUGGUUCUUCGUCUGUACGUCUUCGUGAAGACUCGUUGGUCAUCUCUGAAAUGUUGAAGAAACAUGUUGGUGAUAGGAAAGAUUACCACAUUUCUAUGGACAGAACCUCAAAGGAUUUGUGCUUUUAUUUGACCUGUCCAAACUCUGAAAAACUGAUCACGGACAAAGACAAAAAGAAGACGAUUCUCUCUCCCAAUCAACAAUGGUUCCAAUCCAAGAUAGUAGCAAGCUUAAAGGAAAUAACCAAGUCCAGUCUUGGCAAAAGAAGUCACAGCAUACUCAAUGACGCUAUUUCAUUCUCUGACAUUUAUCUCACAAACACGAAUGGCCUAACUCUUUGCACCAUCGAUCACCUGGAACAAGGAAAUCACGAGUAUGAGAGCACACCAAAAAAAAGAAAGAAAUGA
Messenger RNA from Naegleria fowleri, 1230 nucleotides. RefSeq lists its product as uncharacterized. The coding region runs from base 1 to 1230 and encodes 409 amino acids. The record is from RefSeq and is a predicted model, not a curated record. Lineage: Eukaryota; Heterolobosea; Eutetramitea; Acrasida; Naegleriidae. The transcript has 2 exons.